GGGCUCCUUUUCUCACCCUCAUUCACGUGUGCAGGUCCAAAGUGAAGACAGUGCACGAGAGGAUUCCCUUGGCCGGACUGAGCAAGUUGCCCAGCGUCCCUCAGAUUGCAAAGGCUUUCUGUGAUGACGCUGCGGGGCUGAAAUUCAACCCUGUCCUGUACCCCAAGGCCUCCCAAAUGAUUGUGUCCUAUGAUGAGCACGAUGUCAACAACACAUUCAAAUUUGGGGUCAUUUAUCAAAAAGCCAGGCAGACCCUGGAGGAGGAGCUAUUUGGGAACAAUGAGGAGAGCCCAGCUUUCAAGGAGUUCUUGGAUCUUUUGGGGGACACAAUCACACUGCAGGAUUUCAAAGGUUUCCGCGGAGGCCUGGAUGUGACCCACGGACAGACAGGGGUGGAAUCCGUGUACACGAUAUUCCGGGACAGGGAGAUCAUGUUUCACGUCUCCACAAAGCUGCCAUUUACCGAGGGAGACGCCCAGCAGCUCCAGAGAAAGAGACACAUUGGGAAUGACAUUGUGGCCAUCAUCUUCCAAGAAGAAAACACACCAUUUGUCCCAGAUAUGAUUGCCUCCAACUUCUUACACGCCUACAUUGUUGUGCAGGCCGAGAACCAGGGCACGGAGACCCCAUCCUACAAGGUCUCAGUCACUGCACGGGAAGAUGUGCCCGCCUUUGGCCCCCCUCUGCCUAGCCCUCCUGUCUUCCAGAAGGGCCCGGAGUUCAGGGAGUUUCUGCUCACCAAGCUCACCAAUGCAGAGAACGCUUGCUGCAAGUCAGACAAGUUUGCAAAGCUGGAGGACCGGACGAGGGCCGCCCUGCUGGACAACCUCCACGACGAGCUUCACGCGCACACGCAGGCUAUGCUGGGACUGGGCCCUGAAGAGGACAAGUUUGAGAAUGGGGGCCAUGGGGGAUUCCUGGAGUCUUUCAAGAGGGCGGGGCCGUCGGGAAGUGCGAGCGGUCAGAGCAGCCGGCGGCGUCCCCGGCGUCCUCCACACCCUUCCUUGAUGCGGAUCGUCUCCUCCCGGCCCAGAAGUCUGAGAAGCAGGGACAGGGAGAGAGUCGGCGGCAGGAGAGGAACCAGUCCCAACCAAGAACGUUACUGCCUUCGACACCUCCUUCUGUGUCAGGAUGAGGAGCCCAGGGCAGGAUGACCCGAGCGAGGACACAGCCUUCGUUCGGGGUCUUUGACAGCCACUGUGCGGUACUGGCAAUGAGUUUUUCCAACUGGCAGGGCAUUGGAGGACCUGGCCAGGGCCAGUGCGAUGGAGUUACAGGCAAGUAACUCCCCGUGGACUUUGCAAAAGGAAGAACUUUCUAAUCAUAAUAUAACGGGCUGCUAAAAGAAGCAGUGAGCUUCUUGUUCCUGGCAGUAUGUAAGUAGAGCUUGGGCAGCCCCUGAGCCGGCGUGAGGUACAGGAGGUGUAUGGUCCUGGGCUCACUGAGUGCUGUGGUCCGCACAGCACCGAUGCCCAGCACCGAGCUUGACCCUGGCUGUUCUCCUGUGCAGUCAGCGGGGCAGACCUCGUCCUUCCCACGUGCACACGAGGGGACAGGCCGAGGGAGGUGGCAGGACUGCUCCAAACCUUACACCUACUUACAGGUAGAGAUACAGCCUCAGGUUUUCUGGUUCUUACGUUAGCGUUCUGCCAGACUGCCCAUUGCAGAAUGAUUGGUGAGGGGCCGGUAUGUGUGGGGCCAGGGUUAGCCCUGCCUGUGUUAGGAUCCCAGCUCCCCCGGUGUGAUCCGGGUCUCCGAGCUGCAGGGUUCUCCUCAACGACACAGGGAUGGUAAGUCAGACGUCCGCAGUUGCUGGAGCAGUUCGCCCAUGUCCGACCGGUUGCCCGACAGAGUGUGUGUUGCCUGGAACAUGGCAGACGCUCAGUGAGAGUGUCAGCUGCUGGUGUUGGGUCGGGUGGACGCUCCACACGCACCGUCCCAUGUAAGGCCUCACAGUGCCCUCGGUGCCCUGUGUGGAGGGCUGUUAUGAUGGUGAUAAUAAUUCAUUCCCGAUCCGAUGAACUAUGGGUGUCAUUUUACAUGUGAGGAAAUGAAGGCUCAAAGAGACAAAGUAAGUUGCAUCCGAGUCUGCUGAUUGCAGAGCCUGUGUUCUCCGCGAGCCGGCCUCUGGUUCCCGGCUCCGGUAAGAUUCCACCCACGCUAGCGCGGCCUGGGCAAGCCUGGGGUCUGUCCCUGGCUGCCCGGCUGGCCCGCAGAGAGCAGGGCACGGUUCUGCUGGCCCCCAUCAGGGCAGCUGCUGAGAUUCCUCAAGGGGGCAGGAGGGUAGGAGGUGAGCUCCUUGCCCAGGCUGGUGGGACAUUCCUGAGGCAUCUGUUUCAGGCUUGGUGGACAGCAGCAGCCAGGGCAAAGCAGGAGAAAGUGGAGAUCAGGAGGAGAGGGGC
Molecule: messenger RNA, 2402 nt
Organism: Callorhinus ursinus (northern fur seal)
Lineage: Eukaryota; Metazoa; Chordata; Mammalia; Carnivora; Otariidae
Product: rap1 GTPase-activating protein 2-like
Biological process (GO): regulation of small GTPase mediated signal transduction
Cellular component (GO): cytoplasm; plasma membrane
Molecular function (GO): GTPase activator activity
Source: RefSeq, a predicted model, not a curated record